Molecule: messenger RNA, 501 nt
Organism: Ipomoea triloba (trilobed morning glory)
Lineage: Eukaryota; Viridiplantae; Streptophyta; Magnoliopsida; Solanales; Convolvulaceae
Product: pre-mRNA-splicing factor CWC22
Biological process (GO): mRNA splicing, via spliceosome
Cellular component (GO): catalytic step 2 spliceosome
Molecular function (GO): RNA binding
Source: RefSeq, a predicted model, not a curated record
AUGUCAUCCGUCGACUUUGAGGAAGGAGGCCAUAAGUUGUUGAAGAUCAAACUCGAACCUGGUUAGGAGAUGGAGUUAUGCAUAAUGCUUUUAGAGUGCUGCAGUCAGGAGAGAACUUACCUCCGUUACUAUGAAGAAGACACUACCUCUUCUUCUCGCAUAUUUAUCAAGAUUCUCUUCUAGGAAUUGUCGGAACACCUUGGAAUCUGCUUGUUGAAUGAACUGCUUAAUGACCCAACAAUGCAAGAGUCUUUUGAGUCAAUAUUUCCAAAGAAUAAUCCCAAAAACACUGGUUUUGCAAUCAAUUUCUUCACAUCCAUUGGUCUGGGCGGGAUUACAGAAAAUCUUCGGGAAUAUUUGAAGAAUAUGCCACGGCUAAUCAAGCAACAACACGGAGAAUCAGACACAUCUGAGAGCUCUGGCUCUGAUUCUUCGGAGUCUGAGUCGGGAUCUGAAUCAUCCAGCUCCGAGGAGACACAAAGGAAACGGAGGAGACAUUAG